CACACGAGGCAGUUGUCCUCAGAGGAGGAGAAGCAGAAGGAGGUGGAUAGAUCUCUCCCUCUGUGACACACCGUGGAUAUUUACAUCUUUGUUUUUCCUUCUCCGUUAUGUUUUCAUUGUUCCUUCUCUAGCGGAGGGGAGUACUGCGUCGGGGGGUAGCAACGCCGCUAGAAGAAGAUGGAGGGUCUUCAGCCCACCUCUUGCUCUCUGAGUGCUGCCUCUCUAGACUGGGGACCAGAAGCCUGGUGCGCUACAGCCACUGCCCACCAGUAGCAGCCAGAGACCCCCUCAAUGAUCCUGCGCUGAACCAGACAGCAACCGCACAACCAACGGAGAGAAAAGCUGGUUUGGAAGAGAGAAAAAAACCCACACAGGACCUGCUUGCUCUCACUGGUGGCUGGGCUGCCACCGAUACACAGCAUGUAAAGAGAUCCACAUCGGUCCUUGUCUCUGUGUCCCUUCUCCAGACCCCUGGGAGACCCCCUCAGACCACACCAUCAUGAACCCCAUGGCGCAGCUGUACUACAAGAAGGCGAGCUACUCUCCCUACCGCGACCGCAUCCCGCUGCAGAUCGUGCGGGCGGAGGCCGAGCUGUCGCCGGCGGAGCGGGCGUACCUGACGGCAGUGGAGAAGGGCGACUACGCCGGCGUGAAGCACGCUCUGGAGGAGGCCGAGAUCUACUACAACAUCAACGUGAACUGCCUGGACCCGCUGGGCCGCAGCGCGCUGCUCAUUGCCAUCGAGAACGAGAACCUGGAGGUGAUGGAGCUGCUGCUGUGCCACGGCGUGCUCGUGGGCGACGCGCUCCUCUAUGCCAUACGCAAGGAGGUGGUGGGCGCCGUCGAGCUGCUGCUCUCUUACCGGCGCCCCAGCGGAGAGAAACAGGUGCCCUCCAUGAUGAUGGACUCGCAGUUCUCCGAGUUCACGCCAGACAUCACGCCCAUCAUGCUGGCGGCGCACACCAACAACUACGAGAUCAUCAAGUUGCUGGUGCAGCGCAAGGUGACGGUGCCGCGGCCGCACCAGAUCCGCUGCGACUGCGUGGAGUGCGUGUCCAGCUCGGAGGUGGACAGCCUGCGCCACUCGCGCUCCCGCCUCAACAUCUACAAGACGCUGGCCUCGCCGUCGCUCAUCGCGCUCUCCAGCGAGGACCCCAUCCUCACCGCCUUCCGCCUGGGCUGGGAGCUCAAGGAGCUGAGCAAGGUGGAGAAUGAGUUCCGGCAAGAGUACGAGGAGCUGUCGCACCAGUGCAAGCUCUUCGCCAAGGACCUGCUGGACCAGGCGCGCAGCUCGCGCGAGCUGGAGAUCAUCCUCAACCACCGCGACGACCACAGCGAGGAGCUGGACCCGCGCGAGUGCCGCGACUUGGCCAAGCUCAAGCUGGCCAUCAAGUACCACCAGAAGGAGUUCGUGGCUCAGCCCAACUGCCAGCAGCUGCUGGCCACCCUGUGGUACGACGGCUUCCCGGGCUGGCGCCGCCGCCACUGGGUGGUCAAACUGGUCACCUGCUUCGUCAUCGGGCUCCUCUUCCCCGUCUUCUCCCUGGUGUACUUGCUGGCGCCAAAGAGCCCGCUGGGCCUCUUCAUCAAGAAACCCUUCAUCAAGUUUAUCUGCCACACCGCCUCCUACCUCACCUUCCUCUUCCUCCUGCUGCUCGCCUCCCAGCACAUCGUCCGCACCGAUCUGCACGUGCAGGGCCCUCCUCCCACCAUCGUGGAGUGGAUGAUCCUGCCCUGGGUGCUGGGCUUCAUCUGGGCAGAAAUUAAAGAGAUGUGGGAUGGUGGCUUCACCGAGUACGUCCACGAUUGGUGGAACCUCAUGGAUUUUGCCAUGAAUUCACUCUACCUGGCCACUAUAUCUCUCAAAAUGGUCGCUUACUUCAAGUACAACAGCUCUCGUCCGCGUGAGGAGUGGGAGAUGUGGCACCCCACGCUCAUCGCUGAAGCCCUGUUCGCUAUCGCCAACAUCUUCAGCUCGCUGCGCCUCAUCUCCCUCUUCACGGCCAACUCGCACCUGGGCCCGCUGCAGAUCUCGCUGGGACGCAUGCUGCUAGACAUCCUCAAGUUCCUCUUCAUCUACUGCCUGGUGCUGCUGGCCUUCGCCAACGGCCUCAACCAGCUCUACUUCUACUACGAGACGCAGGCGGCCGACGAGCCCAACAACUGCAAGGGCAUCCGCUGCGUGAAGCAGAACAACGCCUUCUCGACGUUGUUUGAAACACUGCAGUCACUUUUUUGGUCAGUGUUUGGGCUCCUCAACCUGUACGUCACCAACGUUAAGGCACGGCACGAGUUCACCGAAUUUGUGGGUGCUACCAUGUUUGGCACUUACAAUGUCAUCUCCCUGGUGGUGUUACUUAACAUGCUCAUUGCCAUGAUGAACAAUUCCUACCAGCUCAUAGCGGACCACGCUGACAUUGAGUGGAAGUUUGCUCGGACGAAGCUGUGGAUGAGCUACUUCGACGAGGGCGCCACGCUGCCUCCCCCCUUCAACAUCAUCGCCAGCCCUAAAUCGGUGUGGUACCUCUGUGUGUGGGUGCACAGCAAGCUGUGUGCGAAGGGACAGCCCAGCCCAGAGGACCAUAAGAAGCAUGAAAACUUCAAGGAAUUCACGGAGCGUCAUGCUGACAACCUUAUUCAGAACCAGCACUACCAGGAGGUAAUUAGGAGCCUGGUGAAGAGGUAUGUUGCAGCAAUGAUCCGCAGUGCAAAGACGGAUGAAGGCCUGACAGAGGAAAACUUCAAAGAGUUGAAGCAGGACAUCUCCAGCUUCCGCUAUGAGGUUCUGGAUCUGCUGGGCAACCGCAAGCCGCCCCGCCGCACCUACUCCUCCAGUAGUGAGGCCACGCAGCAGGAUGACGACCUGGCCGAAGACCUCAAAACCAAAAACCCCAAGGGGGUCUCCUUCAGCCUCUCCUCUGACAAGAGGUCCCGGGACUCGGAGUUCGGCGUGUCGGCACUAUUCCGCUCCAUGUCAGGUUCGAGAGACGGUGAUGUGGCGGCGAACGACAAAAAACCAAAGAGCAACGGGCUGCGCAAGUUCACGUCCUCGUCCUCAUUCAUACGCAAUGGCGGGCGCCUACAGCGCUUCUCCCGCUCCAAGAAGGACUCGCUGCGGCGGCUGGGCCUGCUGUUUUCCCGCAUGAACGGCCACCUGCCUGAGCCUGCCAGCUCCUCGCGGUCCGCCUACAGCAUCUCGGAUGGGGUGGACCUCCGCAUGCCCUCGGACCCGCAAGUCACGCGCAGCGAGAUGCACCUCCACCAACUGGGGGGGCUGCGUCUGGACGAGAUGGGGGCGCACGCUGACGCGCAUCACGUGUCUCUGCAGCAGCAGCGGCAGCAGAGGCAGUCCAAUGGGCGGGACGGCGCGCUGCUACUGCCCGUCGCGGGGCAGCCCUUGGCCCUGGGCCCUCUGCAUUGUGCUUCCAGCAUCACGGCAUCCAGCUCGCGCCUGCUCAGCUCCAGCGAGGACAUGUACGAGGGCUGGGUGGGGCCCUGCGACAGCCUGGGGUCCAUUAGCUGGACAGGGGAUCAGGAGGAGUCUGUAACCACCCAGCUCUGAGGCCUCGCUCUGGCAGAUCUUUUUUUUACAACAUAAAGCAUGGGCAUGCACUCCUAAGUCCAGGACUGGAAAACAUAGAAACACUUGGCUUGACUGGCUGCAGAGGCACUAAAGGGACAUUAUUAUACUCUUAUAACAGGUGUUCUGUAGCCCCUAAAAAAGACUUUACUUGUUGAGAAUGGGAAAACUGAGAGAAAUACAUUUACUCUAUCUGCAAGAUAUUACUGGCAAAUAAUUAGACUUUAACAUACUGUAUUUAUUGGAAAAAGCAAGCUUAGUUUAUGGCAAUAUUGGUGCAUAUUUCUGCCCUCAUUGUAUUUUUGAUUUUGUCAUUUCAGUGCAAAUUCCUUCAUGGCAGGCUUAAACUGAUUGAGAUGUUGGUAGAAUAUGAUGGAUGAGCGACAGAGAAUGAAUCCAGAAAGUCUGGAAGCUAAUUCUUCUGACUGACUGUGCCAAAACUCCACAUUUAAUGUCAAACCCAGCAUGGCGCAAUUCAUACAGCUAUCACGUCCAUUGAUAUGUGCAACGUCUGCUUUUUCUUUAAUUUUGACUGACAAGAUUGUUGGAUGACUUUGAGAAAAUGUGACUAGGUGACGAUUGGAGUACAGUUUAGUUAUGAUAUUCAGUAUUGGAUUCUGUAGGUAAAAAUUGCCAGUGAGGCUGUAUUAAGAGAGGUGCCUCAGGGAAGCCUAGACUGAGACGUUUUUAAUUGUACUGUCAUCAGGUAAUGCAGGUAAUUAGAAUAAGAUCCUCAUAACUAUUCAUUAUCUCUCUUUGUCUUGCAUUGUGUUUAAAAAGACCUGAAUGAAAAUGAAAUUUCUACCCUUAAAAAAUACAUCUAAAGUCUUCCCCAUAUAAAAAUCAUUGAGUUAACAUGUUUACCAUUUCAAAUAAUUGGUCUUUACUCAUUUAUUUUGGAAAGCGAAGAAAUUACCAUUAUGUUUUGUAAUACAAUUUUUAUUUUUCUAUAUUUUUUCCUGGGAUGACAAACAUGAUUUUUGUUAUACACCAAGAAGCAUGGUAUUCCUCAGUAUAUGAAUGAGUUUGGAAUUUUAUACCUUGAUUUGACUUAAGACUGAAAUUCAAAUUUUUAUGGCAUCCCUUUCGUUUCAGAUCAAUGUGACAUUUGUCUCUUGAAUUAAAUAAUAAAUCAGUAUCAUAUUGUAAAGACUGUGAGGUUGUCUAUUUGACCAGGAAUACUUUGCUGCAGUUCCCCGAGACUAGAAAUUAAGCUGUUCAUGCCUUUAGCUCAAGGUAUACAUAUUUAAAAUCGCCCAUUACUACUGAUAAUAUGAAAUAAAAGUUAUGUCUUCAAUUAUGUAUCUCUCCAGAAAGAG
Messenger RNA from Clupea harengus (Atlantic herring), 4899 nucleotides. RefSeq names its product transient receptor potential cation channel, subfamily C, member 5b (gene trpc5b). The record is from RefSeq and is a predicted model, not a curated record. Gene Ontology annotation, cellular component: plasma membrane; cation channel complex. Gene Ontology annotation, molecular function: protein binding; store-operated calcium channel activity; inositol 1,4,5 trisphosphate binding. Gene Ontology annotation, biological process: regulation of cytosolic calcium ion concentration; calcium ion transmembrane transport. NCBI's taxonomy places the organism in Eukaryota, Metazoa, Chordata, Actinopteri, Clupeiformes, Clupeidae.